AAUGAUGAUGAAUUAUUUUUUCUUGUUGUUGGUGAUAAUAAAGUUAAAUUAUUUGUUGUUGCUCGUGAUGAUGAUGUUGAACUGUUUGUUGUUAGUUCUGGUGAUAAUGAUGAUGAAUUAUUUUUUCUUGUUAUAGGUGAUAAUAAUGUUAAACUAUUUGUUACUACUCGUGAUGAUGAUGUUGAACUUUGA
Rotaria sordida is the source of this 192-nucleotide messenger RNA. The record is from the annotation of a GenBank genome assembly. Lineage: Eukaryota; Metazoa; Rotifera; Eurotatoria; Philodinida; Philodinidae.